This is a messenger RNA of Astrephomene gubernaculifera, 1502 nucleotides long. Lineage: Eukaryota; Viridiplantae; Chlorophyta; Chlorophyceae; Chlamydomonadales; Astrephomenaceae. The record is from the annotation of a GenBank genome assembly.
UCUUAACUCCUUAGGUAGAGACCAACACUACUGCAGCUCACAAUUUUAGGCGCAGUACCGAGGACCGCCGCCGGCAUCUCAACAUGAGCGACCCGAAGGAGGAGGGCCGUGAGGAGGGCGAGGUCGACUCCCUUGAGCCUGACUUUAGCAAGAAGCACCCCCUAGAGAACCGCUGGACACUUUGGUUUGACAACCCCAACCAAAAGCAGACUCAGAAGCAAUAUGGACAAUCGCUCAGAUCGGUGUACACCUUCGACACGGUGGAGGACUUCUGGUGCCUGUACAACAACAUCCGCACGCCGAGCCAAGUCAACGUGGGCGCCACUUAUUACCUCUUUAAGGAGGGGAUAGAGCCCAAGUGGGAGGAUGCGAAGAACCUUAAGGGCGGCUGCUGGACGGCGCCUGUGCCGGGCAAGGGAGACAGCAAAAAGACGCUGGAUGCCUGGUGGCUCAACUCGGUGCUGGCGUGCAUCGGCGAGCAGUUCACGGACGGCGAUGAGGUGAACGGCAUCGCCGUUGUCAUCAGGGCCAGGGGUGAUCGCAUUGAGCUGUGGUCCCGCACGGCCUCGAACGAGGCUGCGCAGACGAUGGUCGGCAAGCAGCUCAAGCAGUUCCUAGACAUCCCCGACUCCUCAAAGAUUGGCUUCUCCGUAUUUGAGGAGAAGAUCGCGUCGGGCAAGGCGAAGGACCGGUACAUGGUGUAAGCGGAAUGGCAGCAGCGGGAGCAUGGCUGGCUUGGGACCCAAGGGUCAUGAGCCGGACCUAUUGUUGAGCAGCAGCGCUGGCGCGUAUCGUGGAGGCGCCGGUAGCAGGCAGCUUGCAGCAUUAGGGUACUACCCGGGGCGCCGCCGUCCUUACAGCCCAUCAUGCAUGCGUGGUCCCUGGUAUGGCUGCCCAUGCGCUUAGCUACUCCGUGUCAUGCGUUUGAUGCAUGGGUGGUUCUAUUGCGAGAAGGGAGCGCAGGGGUUUUGACUGCCUUACAACACUUAGACUCGACGUCCGUGCCUUCGUGUUGCUAAGCACUCGACAGGACGUUUGCCUUGGCGGCUGAGCGCGGCACCAGCUGCGGGUACAGGAGCAAAGGCAUGACUACAUACUGAUACUAGUACUGAACAGGAGGUAGAUUAGAGCUUGGGAGGUUAGGAGGGGCUGGCCCGUAAAUCCCUUGUCGGAGGCGUUUGCGUCGAGGUUUAGGAACUCCAUUCACGGGGGCGCUUUGGAGACGUAUGUCACGAGCAGUCGCAGGGGGUCCACAAACGGAGGUGGCUUAAAAUGGGAGGAUGCGGGCCUAGUCACCUAAGCACUAUAGAGUUUCUUUGCAGUUAUGGCGACGGUUGUGGGGUGUAGUGCGCCCCAGGGAUACCGCGCCUGCAUUGUCCUUUUAAUGGCAAGGAGUUUCUUGGCGGUCGCCCGGAUAGCGAGGUUGAAGUGUGAGAGCGCUUAUUGGUUGCCAAACAGAUUGCGAACUCCGCGCAGGAGUCCGGUGAGAUGCUGUGAGACUG